GAGAUAUGACUCCUAAAAAAACAAAAAAGAAAACAGACAAAGAGAUAUGGCUAAUUUCAACUUAACUUUUCCAAAAUGAAUAUCUGAAUGAAAGAGAAAUUCUUCUUCUUCGGGUUGUGGCGGACCAGAGCAUUUUUCUUUUGAUAGAGUUCAUGGAAACUACCCAGAAUCAUGGAGAGAGAGGAUUUUCCGUCAAGCUGUGGCCUCCGAAUGAGAACACCCGCUUGAUGCUGAUAGAGCGCAUGACCAGUAAUCUUUCUUCGGAAUCCUAUUUUUCCAGAAGGUAUGGUCUUCUGAGCAAAGAAGAAGCUGCACAAGAUGCUAAAAAAAUAGAAGAAAUAGCAUUUGCUGCCGCAAAUGACCAUUCCAGUAGAUACCCAAGUGCAGAUGGGAGUUCUACUGUGCAGGUUUAUGCAAAAGAAUCAAGCAAACUAAUGUUGGAGGCUCUUAAGCGAGGACCCUGCACAGCCAAAACAAGAGACCUUGUUGCUGGGGACGCAUUCUGUGAAACUGCUGAAUUGAAAGAAACUGUUAUUGAUAUAUCAGGAGGAACACCAAGAUUUGUUGACGAAGCUUUAGCCACAGAGCUCUUAAGGCCAUUAAAAGAGCCUGGGAAUUCUUAUACAAAGAUAUGCUUCAGCAACCGAAGUUUUAGUCUCGGGGCCGCCUCUGUUGCCGAAAGGGUUUUGAUGGGUGUUCAAAAAAAUUUAACAGAUGUGGACCUUGCAGAUUUUAUUGCUGGAAUUCCUGAGGCUGAGGCUCUUGAGGUUAUGUCCAUAUUUUCCUCUGUAUUAGAAGGGUGUAUGCUGAGAUCCUUGAAUCUUUCAGAUAAUGCACUAGGAGAGAAGGGCAUUAGGGCUUUUGGAUCACUCUUGAAAUCGCAGAAAACAUUGGAAGAAUUGUUUUUCAUGAAUACUGGUAUCUCCGGAGAAGCUGCAAGAGCCAUCUGUGAGCUUCUUCCAUCUGUUGAAAGGAUUAAGACUCUGAAUUUCAAUAACAAUAUGACAGGAGAUGAUGGAGCAGAGGCCCUUUCAGAACUUGUUAAUAAAUGCAUUGCUUUGGAGGAUUUUCAAUGUUCAUCAACCAGAAUAGGUACUGAAGGUGGAAUUGCUUUAGCAGGGGCUUUGGGGAAAGGUAGCAGGUUGAAAAAGCUCAAUUUAACGGAUAACAUGUUUGGGAAAAGAGGUGGGGUUGCUGUGAGCCGAGCCAUCUCUGGACAUCUAGGUCUCACAGAAGUGUACUUGAGCUAUUUGAAUUUUGAGGAUAAAGGGGCAAUAGCUAUUGCCAAAAGCCUCAAAGAUGGAGCUCCAUCUCUCAGGGUUCUUGAGAUUGCAGGAAACGAAAUCACUCCGAAAGCAGCUCCUGCUUUGGCAGAAUGCCUUGCUUUAAAAAACUUGCUGGCAAAAUUUGUUGUAUCAGAAAAUGAACUCAAGGAUGCGGGAUUACUUAUCAUAUGCAAAGCACUUUUGGAAGGUCAUGAUCAUCUCAAAGAACUUGAUUUGAGUACAAAUGGUAUCACUGGAAUUGGAGCAAAGGUUGCAGCAGAAACUGUUGCAAACAAGCCUGAUUUCAUUCUGCUUAAUAUUGAUGGGAAUUACAUUUCUGAGGAAGGAAUAGAGACCAUCAAAUAUGUGCUGAGAAAAGGUGCCAAGGGUGUUUCUGUGCUUGGAUCUCUGGAAGAAAAUGAUGAAGAGGGUGGAGGUGAUGAUGAAGAAAAUGAAGAUGAUAACGAGGAUGUGGAUGAGGAGGAAAGUAGUGAUGAUGAUACGGAGUUAGAGGAGAAACUUCAGAGGCUGAAAGCUUAGUAUGCCAUGGAGAUUUUUAGUGUAGGCAUAUGCAUUAGGACAAUUUUGGAUACACUAAUCCCUUGAAGGUGAACUUUCACAAGUUUAGCACAAUUUUAGCAACCACAGGUAAGUCCUUUUUGGCUCUACAGUGGUAAGUCCAUUUCCUCUUUUCUGAUUGGGAACAAGCUUAACCUUAAUCUGAAUAUAUGAGCCCUACUAUAUGAACUGGAGGGUUCCUAAUGUUGCAAUUGUUGACUGUCAUGACUUUGGGUCCUGUUUUUUUAGUUUGCAUUACUGACGGCAUUGAAAAUAUCGGUCAUUUUGCCAUCAUCUUUAAUGAUGAUAGGUUUAUCAGUAAGAGCCCUUGUUCAAAAGGUCUGCUUGUGCAGCAGCUAUCUUUAUAAGGGACAUGCUUAUUAAUCUAUGAAUGUCUGAUGUUUAAGAUUCAAA
This is a messenger RNA of Cryptomeria japonica (Japanese cedar), 2237 nucleotides long. RefSeq names its product RAN GTPase-activating protein 1. Bases 153 to 1805 code for a protein of 550 amino acids. Lineage: Eukaryota; Viridiplantae; Streptophyta; Pinopsida; Cupressales; Cupressaceae. The transcript has a single exon. Gene Ontology annotation, molecular function: GTPase activator activity; protein binding. The record is from RefSeq and is a predicted model, not a curated record.